Molecule: messenger RNA, 2013 nt
Organism: Syngnathus typhle (broad-nosed pipefish)
Lineage: Eukaryota; Metazoa; Chordata; Actinopteri; Syngnathiformes; Syngnathidae
Gene: vamp8
Product: vesicle-associated membrane protein 8 (endobrevin)
Exons: 3
Coding region: 155-523 (122 amino acids)
Biological process (GO): vesicle fusion; vesicle-mediated transport; SNARE complex assembly
Cellular component (GO): SNARE complex; plasma membrane
Molecular function (GO): SNAP receptor activity; syntaxin binding
Source: RefSeq, a predicted model, not a curated record
UGAGACGGGGAAAAAAUAACACAACCAGGAAGUUCAACAAGGGGAAGGGUGCUGUUCUUUCGUCGAGUAAUUCUGCCGCUGAAGAAUUAAAGCUAGUACGAACUGUGUCAAAGUCUCGCUUGUGUUUGGAGAAAACUGCACUUUUUGCUACACGAUGGACUAUGAUCCGGAGCGAGGGGGUGAGGUUCGAGCACCAGAGUCAUUGGAUAAAAUGGCCGCCUUAAGAAAUGAAGUAGAUGGCGUGAAAAACAUCAUGACUCAGAAUGUGGACCGAAUCCUGGCCCGAGGGGAAAGAUUGGAUGAUCUUGUGGGCAAGUCGGAGGACCUGCAAGAUGGGGCUAAGCACUUCAAGCACACGUCUCAUAAAGUGGCUCGCUCCUACUGGUGGAAGAAUGUCAAGCUGAUCGUUGCCAUCGUGGUCGUCGUCCUCAUCAUCGUGCUCAUCAUUAUCCUCCUGGCCACUGGUGUCAUCCCAGUCAGUGCCCCUGUGCCGCCUAUCAUCGAACCCACGCCCAGACCAUAAAAACAUACUUGAAGUAAUUGUACAUACUGAUAUAAUUUAAUCAUUGAGCGCAUUCCUGUUGCACGAUUACAAAAUGAUAGGACAUACUAAGCAAAUUCCUUGCUGUCUGUUGAAAUGUUUGAUAUAUUUUUAGGCUGAGUCUAACAGUGACUUUCAGUUUUUAUUUGAUUUUUCUUUUAUGAUUUGGUGUUAGUCACUUUAUUGACCCUUUCACAUAUGUCAAAGUAUAUUUAAUGCGGUUGAAUAGGUUUAGUCGAGAAAUUGUUCAAGCCUGAAUGAGCUCGAUCCAGUAUUUGUAUCAAAAUAUCAAUAGGGAGUCCUUUGCUUUCCUGAUAGUUGUUUGACUUGUUGAAUGUAUAGAUGUCAUUUUACUGAAGGUCACAGUGAAGGAAGGCUGAAAUAUUUUCAAAAGUUGGAAUUUUGUAGCUUUGAAGCCAGACAAAGGUAGUUUUUCCAUAUUAAAUAUCCAUUUAAAUAGUCUCCAAAUGACACUGGGAGUUUUUUUUGUCGAAACUAGCUCCUUUGGUUGGUGAAAAGCAUGAUGUGACACUUGCGUUAUUGAAAAGUCACAUCAGUGUUGAAGUGGUAGCUUUUCUUGUUACCGUCCUACAAACAUCUAUUCGUUUUAGCAUACACGCUUUGACGCUUGGCAGUUCAUGCCUAUUUCUGUUCUCAGUUUUGUUGCAUUCACACUCUCUCUCUCUCCACUCAUAGCUGCUAUCCUGAUUUGUUUCUUUGCCUACUAACCAAAGAAAAGGAGCGGUUGUCACUUAGCCGUGCCAACGUCAACAUCGUGAAGCAUAAAAGCCCCAACUUGGUUCACAAUGUCAAUCGGUGGACCAGCCGGGUCAACAACUUAGGUCUCAUGGCUCCUCUUGCUCUGCUUAUGCUAAACUGAUAUCUGUUUGUCUUAAAAGCUUGUAAGAUGAUUUUUGAGAGAUGACACCCAAAUAUUGAUGUGCAAGUGUGACGAUGGAAAUCUGCCACCCCACUGCACUGUAAAUCUUGAAGGUCAAUUUAAUUCCCUUUAACUGUGUAUAGUCGAAAUAUUCCCAUUUUUAUGUGUUCAGUAUAUACGGAUUCAGCUUUAUGUUAAUGAGUGUCUAUGAUUUAGGGGUAUUUAUUAAAUACAUUAUGUUGUCAGUCUACUUUUUUUUUUGAAUAAAUUUUGAGCUGCGCUUGUAUCAAAGACAAUUAGGGACGUACAUUUAUUUCUAGAAAAAAAAUAGGCUGCAUAUACUUUUUUUUAUCUUUUAUUUUUUUAUUAUUAUUAACCCUCGACCUGUUCCUCUUGUAAUUUCUUUGUGAUUCUGUUAUAAUGUUACCGCGUUCACCUGGCUCAGAGUAUGUGAGUCUCAGAGGAUCCAGCCUCACCUGUUACUGUUGUGAUGACCUCUUGAGCGUUGAUCAGCUAACCAGCUUUUUCAACUCAAAAUUACAUUUAGUUUAGUUUUCUUAUAUGAAAUAAAGACAUUUUCUUCUGAAAAUUA